AUGAAAGGAUCUCCUUUUGGCUGGGCGACAGAAAUUGCCGGAUCAACCCGUAUACCAGCAAUAUUUAACAACCUCUUCGCCAUACGAGUGUCUACGGGACGUUUGUCCGCUUUGGGCAUUGCUUCUAGCAAUCAGAAUUUACCGCUUUGCAAUACGACCGUUGGCAUGAUCUCGUACGACCUAUCUUUUCUUCAACAUAUGUGUCGACUGACACUUGGCGCAACGGCGUAUCAAGAAGACCCGGCAUGGCUCGAUAUGCCAUGGCGUGAGGCGCGAUUCCAAGAAGUCGAAUCUCGUAAACCAACAUUCGCGGUCCUACUCGAAGAUCAACAUGUUCGGCCUCAACCACCACUUCAACGUGCACUCAGACAUCUCACUCAGAGCCUCAGAGCACAGGGUUACGAAGUGGUCGCUUGGCAACCUCCAUCCCACAAGGAAGCAGUAGAGACUCUAUUUCGGAUGAUUGGCGCCGAUGGCGCCAAAGAUAUUCGUGCGAACAUUGCGAGUAGUGGUGAGCCACCGGUACCACAAUUGAAAAAAUGGUUCUUCGAGCACCAUGAUCCACCGAACCUCUCAGUCUCUGAAUACUGGGCACUCUGCAAAUCGAGGAUGGAUUACAUAGCUGCUUACCAUUCUUAUUGGUUGUCUUCAAAGCAGAUCAACAUUACGCAACGCCCCAUUGACGGCGUUAUUAUGCCUGUCGUGGCGCAAGUUGCAUGUUACGAGAACGAAUUGAACUACUUUGGGUACAGCGCCAUUGUGAAUCUCCUCGAUUUCACAUCUGUUGCUCUUCCUGUCACUUUUGUGGACCGAGAUCGAGAUCUUCCUGACACAAGACGUGUCAUGCUCAAUGCGGAAGACGCUCAGAUACAAACAAGUUAUGAUCCCAGCACUUUCCAUGGCAUGCCAGUUGGCAUUCAGAUUAUGUGUCGUCGAGCUGAGGAAGAGGUUGCUUUGGCUCUCGCAAACAUUGUGUCUGAGGUUUAUCGACGAAAUGGAGAGCUGCUCCAACUUAAUACUACGUAG
Lithohypha guttulata is the source of this 1026-nucleotide messenger RNA. RefSeq lists its product as uncharacterized. The record is from RefSeq and is a predicted model, not a curated record. The coding region runs from base 1 to 1026 and encodes 341 amino acids. The transcript has 3 exons. Lineage: Eukaryota; Fungi; Ascomycota; Eurotiomycetes; Chaetothyriales; Trichomeriaceae.